AUGCCCUCGUUAGCCGAAUUGACCAAGUCACUGAGCAUAGCCUUUGAGAACAGCGAUUAUGCCACGUGCGAGAAAUUCUUGCCCGCUGUCAAGAUCGAACUUAUCAAGAAUAAUCUAUUAAUACCGGAUUUGUCCAUCCAAAAUGAUAUCUACUUAAACGACCUGACUAUCACUAAGAGGAUUCUAGAAGUGGGCGCGCUCGCCAGCAUCCAUACCUUUGAUUUCGACAGCUUCGACAACUACUUCAACCAAUUGAAGCCCUACUACUUCAGCAACAACCAUAAAUUAUCCGAAUCUGACAAGAAGUCGAAGCUGAUAAGUUUGUAUUUGCUGAAUCUGUUGGCUCAGAAUAACACAACCAAGUUCCACUCGGAAUUGCAGUUUUUAGAUAAGCACAUUAAGAACUUGGAAGACGAUUCGCUCUUGUCCUAUCCAAUCAAGUUGGACAGAUGGCUCAUGGAGGGCUCCUACCAAAAGGCAUGGGACCUUUUGCAAUCCGGGUCUCAAAACAUAACGGAAUUUGACUCCUUUACUGAUAUCCUGAAAUCGGCCAUAAGAGACGAAAUCGCCAAGAACACUGAACUGUCCUACGACUUCCUCCCUCUGUCUAAUAUAAAGGCUUUGCUCUUCUUCAACAACGAGAAGGAAACCGAAAAAUUCGCACUGGAAAGGAACUGGACCAUAACCAACUCGAAAGUUUACUUCAACAACCAAUCAAAGGAAAUGGCGACUGAGGAGGAUGAAGUGAUGCAUGAAGAGGAUCAAAAGACAAAUAUUAUUGAAAAGGCAAUGGAUUACGCUAUAAGUAUCGAAAAUAUUGUGUAA
Saccharomyces kudriavzevii IFO 1802 is the source of this 825-nucleotide messenger RNA. RefSeq names its product proteasome regulatory particle lid subunit RPN12 (gene RPN12). Gene Ontology annotation, biological process: proteasome-mediated ubiquitin-dependent protein catabolic process. Bases 1 to 825 code for a protein of 274 amino acids. The transcript has a single exon. NCBI's taxonomy places the organism in Eukaryota, Fungi, Ascomycota, Saccharomycetes, Saccharomycetales, Saccharomycetaceae. Gene Ontology annotation, cellular component: nucleus; cytosol; proteasome regulatory particle, lid subcomplex. The record is from RefSeq and is a predicted model, not a curated record.